This is a messenger RNA of Ostrea edulis (European flat oyster), 1325 nucleotides long. RefSeq names its product 3 beta-hydroxysteroid dehydrogenase/Delta 5-->4-isomerase type 1-like. Gene Ontology annotation, molecular function: 3-beta-hydroxy-Delta5-steroid dehydrogenase (NAD+) activity. Gene Ontology annotation, biological process: steroid biosynthetic process. The record is from RefSeq and is a predicted model, not a curated record. Bases 127 to 1203 code for a protein of 358 amino acids. Lineage: Eukaryota; Metazoa; Mollusca; Bivalvia; Ostreida; Ostreidae. The transcript is spliced from 4 exons.
AUAGUAUCGAGUGACUUCCUGUACUUUUUAUUGUGCUACGUGCAGCUGUACUGUUGAAUCUUCGGUGAGAGAGAUUUGCUUCAGAAUUUGGGUUUACAUUUAGAGACCACAAUAGAGGACGCCGGGAUGACCCUUAGGACAGACAGGAUCCUGGUGACUGGUGGGGCGGGAUUCCUGGGUCAGCACAUCGUCAAAAUGGUACAGGAGAGGGCGGACUACGUCAAAGAAAUUCGUGUGUUGGAUCUGAAACCAUUCACCAAACAACUAGAGUACGAGGACAAGGUUCCUUUGACAAGCAUGGUUGGCUCUGUCACGGACUAUAGCGUGGUAGAGGAAGCGUGUCGGAAAGCGUCCAGCGUGUUCCACGUGGCAGGCCUCAUCAGCUUUGGGACCUCACCAGACGUUGAGGCAAUGUUUGAGAUUAACGUCAUGGGGACGAAGAAAAUAAUCCAGGCGUGCGUGGAAUGCGGUGUUCAGAGACUGGUAUUGUGUAGUUCUGUCGACGUCGUUAUCGGGUUUGACGACAUCAGAAAUGGUUGUGAGCAGACGACAGGAAAACCGGAUACCUUUCUAUUCCCUGGAUACCCGGAGACAAAAUACAUGCAAGAAUGCAUGAUAUUACAGGCCAAUGGUGGACUUACUGUUAAUGGUGAUACACUUGCUACAGUCUCUCUGAGAGCCAAUGUGAUGUACGGUGAAGGUGACCAAUAUUAUGUUGCCAACGGACUGCGCUCAGCGCAAAGCAACACAGGGACACUUGUACAAGUGGGCGGUGGAAAAAAUCUGUUUCAACAGUGCUAUGCUGGAAACGCCGCCUGGGCAUUUGUUUGUGCUGACAAUGCCUUGAAAUCAGAUAAAUCCCUUGGAGGUCAAGCAUUCUUCAUACCAGACGACACCCCACUAUCGAAUUCUUUUGAAUUCAUGAAACCAUUCUUAGAAAGCAGAGAGAUGGGGCUGUCUUCCUACAGGAUUCCAUUCGCCGUGGUCUACUGGCCGCUGGUCAUUUUUGAAUUCAUAUUGAAGCUUAUUUCGCCAAUAGUGAGAAUCAAUUUUCAAACGGCAUCGUGCAGUGUCAAGUAUAUAAACAUGAACCUUUACUUCAAAAGAGACAAAGCAGAAAAAUAUUUGGACUACAGGCCCGUCUUUUCUCCUAGCGAGGCCAUGAAAAUGUCACUCAAAUUUUAUAAGCAUAUGAAGCUAUGAAAUUAAUAUAAACUGAGGAUUGUAUUGGAUUGCAAGAUACGUUUUGCUGGAGUGAAGUAACAUGGAAAAUUAUGUAACCCUAUUCUAUCAUAUGACAAUUUGAUAAAACUCAGACCAUUUGA